Homo sapiens (human) is the source of this 2562-nucleotide messenger RNA. RefSeq names its product chloride voltage-gated channel Kb (gene CLCNKB). Gene Ontology annotation, molecular function: voltage-gated chloride channel activity; chloride transmembrane transporter activity; chloride channel activity. Gene Ontology annotation, biological process: chloride transport; chloride transmembrane transport; renal absorption. Lineage: Eukaryota; Metazoa; Chordata; Mammalia; Primates; Hominidae. The transcript is spliced from 20 exons. Gene Ontology annotation, cellular component: basolateral plasma membrane; membrane. Bases 107 to 2170 code for a protein of 687 amino acids. The record is from RefSeq and is marked reviewed.
GAGGAUGUUGAUUGUUGGAACACACACCUGUCCAGGUGCAGGGGAGCUGGAGGCUCUGUGAGAGGAGGGCCAGCUCAGCCACAGCAGGAGGACUGACAGGGGCCUGAUGGAGGAGUUUGUGGGGCUGCGUGAAGGCUCCUCAGGGAACCCUGUGACUCUGCAGGAGCUGUGGGGCCCCUGUCCCCGCAUCCGCCGAGGCAUCCGAGGUGGCCUGGAGUGGCUGAAGCAGAAGCUCUUCCGCCUGGGCGAGGACUGGUACUUCCUGAUGACCCUCGGGGUGCUCAUGGCCCUGGUCAGCUGUGCCAUGGACUUGGCUGUUGAGAGUGUGGUCCGAGCGCACCAGUGGCUGUACAGGGAGAUUGGGGACAGCCACCUGCUCCGGUAUCUCUCCUGGACUGUGUACCCUGUGGCCCUCGUCUCUUUCUCUUCAGGCUUCUCUCAGAGCAUCACACCCUCCUCUGGAGGUUCUGGAAUCCCGGAGGUGAAGACCAUGUUGGCGGGUGUGGUCUUGGAGGACUACCUGGAUAUCAAGAACUUUGGGGCCAAAGUGGUGGGCCUCUCCUGCACCCUGGCCUGUGGCAGCACCCUCUUCCUCGGGAAAGUGGGCCCUUUCGUGCACCUGUCUGUGAUGAUGGCUGCCUACCUGGGCCGUGUGCGCACCACGACCAUCGGGGAGCCUGAGAACAAGAGCAAGCAAAACGAAAUGCUGGUGGCAGCGGCGGCAGUGGGCGUGGCCACAGUCUUUGCAGCUCCCUUCAGCGGCGUCCUGUUCAGCAUCGAGGUCAUGUCUUCCCACUUCUCUGUCUGGGAUUACUGGAGGGGCUUCUUUGCGGCCACCUGCGGGGCCUUCAUGUUCCGGCUCCUGGCGGUCUUCAACAGCGAGCAGGAGACCAUCACCUCCCUCUACAAGACCAGUUUCCGGGUGGACGUUCCCUUCGACCUGCCUGAGAUCUUCUUUUUUGUGGCGCUGGGGGGUCUCUGUGGCAUCCUGGGCAGCGCUUACCUCUUCUGUCAGCGAAUCUUCUUUGGCUUCAUCAGGAACAAUAGGUUCAGCUCCAAACUGCUGGCCACCAGCAAGCCUGUGUACUCCGCUCUGGCCACCUUGGUUCUCGCCUCCAUCACCUACCCACCCAGCGCCGGCCGCUUCCUAGCUUCUCGGCUGUCCAUGAAGCAGCAUCUGGACUCGCUGUUCGACAACCACUCCUGGGCGCUGAUGACCCAGAACUCCAGCCCACCCUGGCCCGAGGAGCUCGACCCCCAGCACCUGUGGUGGGAAUGGUACCACCCGCGGUUCACCAUCUUUGGGACCCUUGCCUUCUUCCUGGUUAUGAAGUUCUGGAUGCUGAUUCUGGCCACCACCAUCCCCAUGCCUGCCGGGUACUUCAUGCCCAUCUUUGUCUAUGGAGCUGCUAUCGGGCGCCUCUUUGGGGAGACUCUCUCUUUUAUCUUCCCUGAGGGCAUCGUGGCUGGAGGGAUCACCAAUCCCAUCAUGCCAGGGGGGUAUGCUCUGGCAGGGGCUGCAGCCUUCUCAGGGGCUGUGACCCACACCAUCUCCACGGCGCUGCUGGCCUUCGAGGUGACCGGCCAGAUAGUGCAUGCACUGCCCGUGCUGAUGGCGGUGCUGGCAGCCAACGCCAUUGCACAGAGCUGCCAGCCCUCCUUCUAUGAUGGCACCGUCAUUGUCAAGAAGCUGCCAUACCUGCCACGGAUUCUGGGCCGCAACAUCGGUUCCCACCGCGUGAGGGUGGAGCACUUCAUGAACCACAGCAUCACCACACUGGCCAAGGACAUGCCACUGGAGGAGGUGGUCAAGGUUGUGACCUCCACAGACGUGGCCAAGUAUCCCCUGGUGGAGAGCACAGAGUCCCAGAUCCUGGUGGGCAUAGUGCGAAGGGCCCAGCUGGUGCAGGCCCUGAAGGCUGAGCCUCCUUCCUGGGCUCCUGGACACCAGCAGUGUCUCCAGGACAUCUUGGCUGCAGGCUGCCCCACAGAACCAGUGACCCUGAAGCUGUCCCCAGAGACUUCCCUGCAUGAGGCACACAACCUCUUUGAGCUGUUGAACCUUCAUUCCCUCUUUGUGACGUCGCGGGGCAGAGCUGUGGGCUGCGUGUCCUGGGUGGAGAUGAAGAAAGCAAUUUCCAACCUGACAAAUCCGCCAGCCCCAAAGUGAGCCGGCCCAGCAAGAUGAAACAGGGCACCCCAGCUGACCUGGUACUGAGGUUGGGCUGAGACCCUGCUUCUCUUCCCCCAUCACCACCUGCCCCUCCCUCCAGCCCAGCUCCAUUCUUUGGCAUAACAGGCAACUUUAACCUAGCCCAGAAGAGGAUGGCUCAUCCUGGGUGGGACGAUGGCUCCUGCCUUGAAAGACAAAAAUCCCACCUUGGGCAGAGCUGAGUGUGAGAAGAUGGAAAACCAGUAUCUGCCAGUUGCUCAGUGACUGGCCAUCACAUUAAUGAAUGAUGAGAUUGGAGUACACUGUCACCAAGGGCAGGCACAGAUGCCUUCUGGGGUUGUCUGGUUCCCAGUGAGAGGCUCCUGAGAAAAAUAAAGCUGGUUCCCAGA